Daldinia vernicosa is the source of this 1916-nucleotide messenger RNA. RefSeq names its product cysteine proteinase. The record is from RefSeq and is a predicted model, not a curated record. Bases 155 to 1762 code for a protein of 535 amino acids. The transcript has 2 exons. Gene Ontology annotation, molecular function: zinc ion binding; cysteine-type deubiquitinase activity. Gene Ontology annotation, biological process: protein deubiquitination; spliceosomal complex assembly; mRNA processing. Lineage: Eukaryota; Fungi; Ascomycota; Sordariomycetes; Xylariales; Hypoxylaceae.
GUCCAGCCUUAAAUGUUCCCAUCAAUUGAAAAAGAGCUUUGAUAGCUUCAAAGUCGCGACUUGCAUAUCUCACAAUCUUUCAGCCCUGCAUUCGGCCAAACAUUGAUUCUUUCUCCAAUCUACAAUUUACUUCCACCAGCGCCGUCCCCGAAAGAUGCCUAAAAGACAGGCCUCCGAGGCUUUGGAGGAGCUUGAUGUUGGUUCGCCUGCAUCGAAACGGUCGCGGUUUGAUGAUGGCCUAGAAUUAAAUGGCGAUGGCGCGUUGGCUUCAAACGAGAGACUCGACGACACCCCUAUGACCGGAGAGGCCGACGAUGAUGAAUUCGAAGAUGAGCCUUCAAAGGCGCCGAUACGACAGUCUGCGCCUACAGCAGGGUACGACGACCUAUAUCUGGAUACGAUCGAUCGCAACGUGCUCGACUUUGACUUCGAGAAGCUAUGUUCCAUCAGCCUGUCCAACAUAAAUGUCUAUGCAUGUCUGGUCUGCGGGAAAUACUUCCAGGGCCGAGGUCCAAAGUCGCAUGCGUAUUUUCACUCUCUCGAAGUCGGACAUCACGUAUUUAUCAACAUGGAGACCCAGAAAGUCUACGUGUUACCAGAAGGCUACGAAGUGAAGAGCAAAUCCUUGGACGAUAUAAAAUACGUAUCCGAUCCGAGAUACACGAGACAAGAAGUAAUGGAGCUGGAUCGCAAGGCUCGGACCGCGUGGACAUUAGAUGGAAAAGAGUAUACACCUGGCUUUGUGGGUAUGAACAAUAUCAAGGAGAACGACUAUCUCAAUGUCGUAGUUCAGGCGCUAUCUCACGUUUCGCCCCUACGGAACUAUUUCCUACUAGAAGAUCUGUCGUCGCGCAUAGAGCUCGUGAAGCGCUGCGGCAUCCUAUUCAGAAAGAUCUGGAACCCGCGAGCCUUCAAGAACCACGUAUCACCCCACGAACUUUUGCAGGAGAUCUCGCUGAGAUCCAACAAGAAGUUCACCUUAACAAAUCAAUCCGACCCUGUUGAAUUCUUGUCAUGGUUUCUUAACAAUUUGCACCUAGGAUUAGGCGGAAGCAAGACGAAGCCAGGAAGUAGUAUUAUACAACGAAUAUUCCAGGGUAAACUCAAAGUUGAAUCGCAAGCUAUCACAGCUAAGGCAGAUGCCGGCGAUCGCUUGCGGUUCGAGGAGGCAGCAGAAGUGAAGACAGAUAUUAAUCGGUUCUUGCUCUUGACGCUCGAUCUACCCCCUGCGCCUCUAUUCCAAGACGAGCUAGAGCGCAAUAUCAUCCCUCAAGUCCCCUUAACGACCAUCCUGACCAAAUAUGACGGCAUGAAGGCACAAGAGCAUUUGGCGCAGAGGAAAAGAUACCGACUUAUGCACCCGUUACCACCAUACCUUACCUUUCACAUUAAACGCUUCUCUACGAAUAAAUUCGUGUCGGAGCGGAACCCGACGAUCGUUACGUUCGACGCACGUGUCGGUCUCGAUGUAUCGCCCUACGUAGAACCAAGCCCGGCGGAUCAUCCACCAGGAGAGCCGAUCUGGUACGAUCUAGUGGCGAACGUCACGCACGAGGCUGUUAGGGCAAAAGAGGACGUAGCCGACUCGGGAGAGGAACGGAAGACGUGGAAGGUCCAACUUAAAGAUAAAGGACGAGACGAAUGGGUGGUGUGUCAGGAUCUCUUCGUGGAGAAGACUCAGAAGGAACUGUUGUACCUUGGAGAGUCGUAUCUGCAGAUAUGGGAAAGGCGGCGAGAUCCGAAGGGCAAACGGAAAACGUGAGGGAUGAUUAUAAUAAUAUAGGGUAUUAUAUUUAGAUGGGCGAAAACACAACAAUAAAUAUAAUUAAAAUAAUUAUUUGCUCUUCCGUUGUCGGUAUUACUCCACUCGGUGAUUACUCCACUCGGUGAAGCUAUUAGUAGUCAUUCUUUUUCAC